Athalia rosae (coleseed sawfly) is the source of this 2334-nucleotide messenger RNA. RefSeq names its product radial spoke head protein 3 homolog B (gene Rsph3). Gene Ontology annotation, cellular component: cilium. The transcript is spliced from 11 exons. The record is from RefSeq and is a predicted model, not a curated record. Bases 213 to 2045 code for a protein of 610 amino acids. Lineage: Eukaryota; Metazoa; Arthropoda; Insecta; Hymenoptera; Athaliidae.
GUGGUCAAUGGUAUUGAGUUGCCAACCGGCCGGUAGCACGCCGGUAGAAAAUACUGUUAUAGAACUUACAAAGUAUAUGUACACCGUGUUAAAUCAACCUCCGAGAGUGUCUAGCCCAGUCGAGCCGCAGUCAUCGUAGGCACAUUUUCUAAAACCUUAUUAUCGUUUCCGGUUAGGACCGAGAAGAUCGUCCUUCUUCUGAAAAAGUCGCUAUGCCAGCGGGCAUUUCGGCGCUGGCACCGUCGAAGCCGGAACCCUUCGAUCUUGGCGAAAAAGAACUUCCAGCUUUCACUAUCCUCCAGAAGGAUGGCCUGGACUCGUCCUUGCCGAUGCUGCACACGGACGACGACAUGGAGUUCGAACUCGACAGUAAAAUUCUAUCCAAGAAUUUGUACAACCAGAAGCACUUCAGUAGAUCGAACGAUCACUUGGUGCUGGCCAGUCUUCAGAACCACCAGUCCAAUCCACUAAAAACUAAGUACAGUAAAAGCCAGGGGAAUCUCAAUCGGGAUAAACCGGAAAUAAAAGCUCCAAUGAUUCUGUCUACCGAAGACUUCACCGAAGUCUUGAACGCUAAGUUGAGAAAAGUGCAGGAGGACGAGGACCAUGGAAAAACGAAAAAAUCUUACCCGGGAAACAACUACGGCUUCAUAUCAAAGAAACCAUUUAUCACGACGGUUAAGACCGGCGAAUUUCUCCUACCGCCCCCGGAAGUCGCCUGUCUUCUCGGGAUAAGUUUUAGCAACAAUUCCAACGGGACUGACGACACCAGCCCGAGAGCAAAAUUCAAGCCUCUGACCUCGCUCUCGAAGAGACCGGAGGUCAAGCACCAAAGUCAUCAUUCGAGGUGUCAAGCCGCCCUGAAAGCAACGACAGAUUUUUCGACCUCACUGGCGACUUCCUCGGCGAUGGCGGAACACUCCAGAUGGAAGAGGAACGCGCAACCGAUGCAGACACAAGCACCAAUGCCUAGAGCGUUACCGAAAAAGUUGGAACCGAUCGAGAGCACCCUUCUGCCGAUAAACCGUGAUCAACCGGUUCCCUUUGGGAACAUUAUGUUCGAUCGUCGCGUCGUUCGAGGGAGUACCUUCGCCUCCACUCCGAUGCCGGUGGACAGUGAACAGUCGCAGGCUGCUCUCCAGGCGGAAGCUAGGCGUCGUCAGAUGGCGAGAAGACGAGCGCAGACCCAAGCGAAUAGAGCGUUGCAUUUGAGAGCUGGUUCGCCACCCCCGGUUUCGGGGAGGAAACACGAACCGGUGCAGACGGAGACGUUCCUCGAAGAGUUGUUUGAGAAACCGGAUGAAUUCGAAGUCGGGACGCAGACUGACCACUUUUUAGAUAGACCACCGACGCCCGUAUAUUGUCCGGUGUCAGCGGGGACGGAUGAAAGCACGCAAAUCUAUCCCGGUGACUUAUUCGAUUACGACGUCGAGGUUCAGCCCAUCCUCGAGGUUUUGGUUGGAAAGACGAUCGAACAAUCGCUCAUAGAAGUUCUGGAAGAAGAGGAACUCGCGGCAUUGCGGGAACAGCAACGAAAAUUCCUCGAACUUCGUGCCGCCGAGAAGGCUGAGGAACAACGUCUCGAAGAACAGGAGAGACGUUACCGCGAGGAGAAGUGUCGCCGUUUGAGACAACACGAGGAGGCGGCAAAGACACAACAGGAAACUGAAGAACGCGUUGCCGCCGCUGUCCUCCUGACGGGAUACAUUGCCGAACUUUUGCCAGCAGUUCUAGAGGGUCUCAAGAUGUCAGGAUUUCUUCUGGAUGAAAUCAAAGCGGACGUUGAGGGUGGCUUUAUGCCCUGGCUGAUGAAAGAGGUGAAAAAGGAGAUGGGGAACGUGAUCGAAAGCCGAGAGCUUCUGAUGGACAUCAUCAAAGAGAUUCUGGAGAGUCGCGCCGACACUUACCGUCGUCUAGGUGAAGAAUACGACGCCUCGAGAGAGCAAGACGGAAUCGGUAACGGCGCCGAGGACGAGGGCGAGGGUCGAGACGCAGACUUUGCCAAUUACGAACCUCCACCCCCCGACGAUGCGAACCUGGAUUAGCUCGUCCCACUGAUUUUUAUAAUCAUCCGAGACCCUCGAUCCGCAGACGGGAACCGGUCCGCCCGCCUCAAAUAUUGGUGUUUUUUUUUUAAAUACUCGGUAAGCCCAUUGGAAAUUAACUAGACGAAAAUUUGCGUACCGCAGAUACGUCCCGACCGGCGAAAGAAAAUAGGAUGAGAUAACAUCGGGGGAGGUUGCGAAGGAAAGAAUAUCUCGAGAAUCGUAGUGCCUGGUAACAAUUGUACGUAGUUAUUAAUAAAUAACUAUUUAUCAUGUAUCCAAAUUUCAA